CAACGACUUUCAUACUUUCUCUUUUUUUGAAACUUGGCACUGCACAUUGUUGAAUAUCGGAAGGACCAUGUUGCUUUACACUUAUCCAGAGAAUUUCCGUGCUUUUAAAGCACUUAUUGCAGCUCAAUUUUCAGGAGUUAAUGUCCAAGUUGCUCCAAAUUUCGUCAUGGGAGAAACCAAUAAAACCGAGGAUUUUCUUAAGAAAUUUCCACUUGGAAAGGUUCCUGCAUUAGAAACUGAUGACGGUAAAUAUUUGUUUGAAUCGAAUUCAAUCGCAUAUUACUUGUCAAAUGCACAAUUGCGAGGUGGAAGUGAUCUUGAGAAAGCCCAAGUAUUGCAAUGGCUUAGUUUUGCAGACAGCGAACUAGGACCAGCUUCAGCAGCUUGGGUCUUUCCGAUUUUAGGAAUCAUGCAAUUCAACAAAAUUACAAAUGAACGUGCAAAGCAAGAUAUUGUCAAAGCUCUCGAAACUUUACAAGCGCGUUUAGUCAACAAUACUUUCCUAGUUGGCGAGCGUAUCACACUUGCUGAUAUCGUUGUAUUUUGUGGUCUUCUUCAACUCUUCCAACAUGUUGCAGAUCCAGAAUUCCGUAAACCAUUCUUUGCUGUCAGCCGUUGGUUUAAUACCAUCUUAAAUCAACCACAAACAAAAGCAGUUGUUAAGAACUUUACAUUAUGUGAAAAGGAAGCCGCUUUUGAUCCAAAGAAAUAUCAAGAAUGGCAAGCAAAAUUCGGUGGUGCUCAACAACAGCCCAAGAAAGAGAAGAAAAAGGAGGAGAAACCAGCAGCUGAAAAACCAGCGAAGAAGAAGGAAGACAAAAUAGAAGAACCACAAGAAUUGGAUGCUGCCGAUGAAGCUUUAUUGUUGGAACCAAAAUCAAAGGAUCCAUUCGAUUUACUUCCAAAAGGAACAUUCAACUUUGAUGAUUUUAAGAGAGUUUAUAGUAACGAAGAAGAGUCAAAGUCUAUUCCAUACUUUUUCGAGAAAUUCGAUAAGGAAAACUACUCAAUCUGGUUUGGAGAAUAUAAAUAUCCAGAGGAACUUACUAAAACGUUCAUGAGCUGCAAUUUAAUCGGUGGUAUGUUCCAACGUUUAGAUAAGAUGAGAAAACAAGCAUUUGCAUCCUGCUGCUUAUUCGGUGAAGACAACAACAGUACCAUUUCCGGAGUUUGGGUAUGGCGUGGACAAGAGCUCGCAUUUCCUCUUUCACCAGAUUGGCAAAUUGAUUAUGAAAGUUAUGCAUGGAAAAAAUUGGAUGCUGACAGUGAAGAAACAAAGAAAUUAGUGACACAAUACUUCUCAUGGGCUGGAACAGACAAGGACGGACGUAAAUUUAAUCAAGGCAAAAUUUUCAAGUAAAUUUUUGCCAGCACAUUUAAUUUAUGUAUGCUGUCAUCAAGCUUAAUGAAUGUCCCUUUCUCCUCUCGUACGUUUUAUAUAAUUCUUGAAAUUAUCUUCAUUACAUAACAUUUGAAGCAUUUGUCCAGUGCAGAGACAAGUUCUGUAAAAACAAGCAAAUAAUGCUGUCACGAAAAUAAAGUGAAAAAACUAAUUAAUAAAAAAUAUAAUACAGGA
Chironomus riparius is the source of this 1576-nucleotide messenger RNA. The record is from the annotation of a GenBank genome assembly. NCBI's taxonomy places the organism in Eukaryota, Metazoa, Arthropoda, Insecta, Diptera, Chironomidae.